UAAAGAUACGAAGGUACUUCACGUGCUGUCUAUACCUUAUUAACGUUUGACGUUUUUUGUUAUUGUCGUCAUAACACUAGUGCUCUGUGAAUAAGUGACUGAAACUGUUUUGAGUUCCGUGAUGAUGAUGUGCUAUUCGAGAGGCCAUUAGUGGUUUAUGGACUGCUUAAAUGAACAAUGCAAGAUAUUGGAAAUUCGCCGAAAAACUUGAGUACCGCAAUGUCGCCAUACCUUGGAUCAAAAUACGAAAGCCCUAUUUCAUCCCGGUCGCCUAGUCCCAACAUCAUGGAUCAUUCUUCGAACCCGAAUGACUCGAAAUACAUGUCAGACGAUGAAAUCAGUGUGGGAUGUCCAAGCCCGGCUUUGAAUCGGUCCAGGGAAGUUAGUCCAACCUAUUCCACUAGCUGCAGAUGUCCCGAGGACCCCGAAGAUUACUUCAAACCUCUCAAAAAACUGAAAAUGGUGGAGGUUGAGGCGGAAAGACGAAUCUCACCGACCGUGGAAGUGGAAGAGCGGCCCGAUGGCGUGAAAAGUUUUUCCAUCGUGGACAUUUUGAACCACAAACCCUCGAAACCGCAGUGCAAUCGGAUCGUGAGGCCUUGGGACACCGAUCCUGAAAUUGAGGCUCACCAGCAAAGGUUAGAGAAUUUCCAUAGACACUUGAAAGUUCAGCAGUUGGCUCUGCUCAGGCCAGAAUUCGCGGCUUUUAACGUGAGUUACACUUCAGAGACUGGAAGUGACAGAUCGUCGAGUGUGGCCAGCGACUGUUGUUCUCCAGACAUCGUUGCUCCGUCGGCACAGAGACAAAGGCAUCAGCAACAAGGGAAGCAGCCUGGUGGACCUUUGGAUGCCCUCUUCCAAAUGACAUCAAAGACCUUCGAUUCCACCGCGGGAGAGAGUAGUACAGAUGGACAAAGCCACCUGAAUCUUUUCAACAAUAGGCAACAACCAAAGAAAAAACGGAAAUCAAGAACGGCCUUCACGAACCACCAAAUUUUCGAACUCGAGAAGAGGUUCCUCUACCAAAAAUAUCUCAGCCCUGCCGACAGAGAUGAAAUAGCUUCUAGUCUUGGCUUAACCAACGCCCAAGUGAUAACGUGGUUCCAAAAUAGGAGGGCGAAACUAAAAAGGGACAUGGAGGAAUUGAAAAAGGAUGUGGAAAGUGCGAAAAUUUUGAGUGCGCACAAGAGUUUUUUGGAAAAUGUAACGGACUUGGGUAUUCUAAAAAAGAAAGCUAUUGUCAGUGAGGACGAUUGUCCAAAGAACUUGGUGGUGUCUGAGAAGUAGGUUGACAGUACUUCAAAAAAAAGAGAAAAUUGAAAGUUAGUUGUCUUAUCUGUAUAGGGAUAUAAACAUUAUUGGUGAAAGAUAGUUCAAGUUUCUUUGAAAUUUUCAAGGUCAGAAAAUCAUAAUUCUAAUUUUGAGUAACUUUGUUACUCAGUUCAUUGAUAGCCUAGCAACUUCCUGUAUUUAACUCUGAAAACAACUGAAGAUUCUUUUUACAUGUAAAAACACUUCUAAAGUCCAUAAAAAAACUGGACGGGUUAAAAAUUAUAAGAAUGUGAAAUGCCAUGAAAUUCUCGUAGACUGUUGGUGGCUUAGAGAAUUUAUUAGUUUUUGUAAAAGUGAAGUAGUUUCAAAGGAAAACCAGUCACACUUACAUCGAGUUACUAUUUUCCGGUUCAAUACCUACUGAAGUCGUUCCGUUUUCUUAUCCUCUUUGUCGAUAACAGCACCAUUCAUGAAUUGAAACCUGAAAUAUUUUUUGUUUUCAGUACCUAAUUUCCUAGUCCGCUGAAACUUCAAGAUAGCGUGCUGCAAAGAACUGGAACUUUUCAGUACAAAUAAUAUUUAUAACAACAGAAAACCAAUUUUGAAUUUGAUGUUGUUUCAAAAAAUAACCUUCAUUAUGUUGUUAAUUUCAACUGUAUCAUUGCGAUUUUCUCUUAUGAUAUUUUUAUUUCUGUAUAAAGUUUUGUUUUGUACAUAUUGUAAAUAGUGAAUG
Molecule: messenger RNA, 2005 nt
Organism: Leptinotarsa decemlineata (Colorado potato beetle)
Lineage: Eukaryota; Metazoa; Arthropoda; Insecta; Coleoptera; Chrysomelidae
Biological process (GO): regulation of transcription by RNA polymerase II
Cellular component (GO): nucleus
Molecular function (GO): sequence-specific double-stranded DNA binding; DNA-binding transcription factor activity, RNA polymerase II-specific
Source: RefSeq, a predicted model, not a curated record